Mytilus trossulus (common blue mussel) is the source of this 2517-nucleotide messenger RNA. Its product is annotated as E3 ubiquitin-protein ligase Midline-1-like. Gene Ontology annotation, molecular function: zinc ion binding. The record is from RefSeq and is a predicted model, not a curated record. NCBI's taxonomy places the organism in Eukaryota, Metazoa, Mollusca, Bivalvia, Mytilida, Mytilidae. The transcript has a single exon. The coding region runs from base 1 to 1941 and encodes 646 amino acids.
AUGGCCACAACUUCAAAAGAGAUCGAAAACUUCGAUGAUUUAUUAACGUGCACUAUCUGUUUAGAAACAUUCAAAGUUCCGAAGUAUCUACCAUGUCUUCAUACUUUCUGUGAAACAUGUAUUGACACCUACAUUGUGUCAUCAACCAAAAAGGACAAUACUUCCGAAGGGUUUAAGUGUCCAGUAUGCCGAAUGUUUGUGCCAUUCAAAGGAACACAUGAGGAUCCACAGGCUUGGGCUUCAAAGCUACCAAGGAACCAUUUUGUCACGUCGAUGUUGGACAAGCGAGCGAUUCAAAGGUCUGAAAAAAUUUGUAAUUCAUGUCAUGUAAAAAAUAAGACAAAGGAAGCCGUUUCUUGGUGUACCACCUGUGAGGAGGGGUUUUGUGGACAGUGUGAAGAAUAUCACAAAUCAUUCAAGAUUACAUCAAAACAUACAGUAAUAAAUGUUCAAAAUAUUCAGUCGGACCAAUCUGGUUUUCAGAUAACUGGGGCAUUGAGUUGCGAAGAUCAUGCAGACAAAAUCGUAGAAGUUUUUUGUGUGGAUCAUUCAAAGCCUUGCUGUACCUUGUGCGCAACACUUACACAUCGGAAAUGUGAAAAUGUAAUAUCGAUUCAAAAUGCUGCAAUUGAUAUUAAGCAAUCCAGUCAAACCACCGAAUUGGUAAGAAAGCUGAAGGAAAAUGGUAAGGGAAUAAAUGAAAUAGUUCAAAAUCAAACGCAGACCUUUGAAAGUAUUCAAACUGAAUAUGAAAAUAUUCUCCAAGAUAUAUCAAAACUUAAAGAAAGGGCAAUUGAAAACCUAAAUAAAAUAGAAAAUCAAAUAAAAUUUGAAUUGUCUUCAUCUAAAAAGCAAGUCGAUCUAAAACUGACCGAUGAUAUUGACAAAUUUUCCAAUUAUAAAAGCAUCGUAAAUAAUUGGGAACGAAUGCUCCUUGGCACUAUCAGAGGUGGAUCUGACCAACAAUGUCUAUUAGAAGUGAACAAAAUUGGUUUAAAAUUCACUGCACUCGAAGAAGAAAUGAAUGAGGCUGUAAAAAGGAUAAAAUACGUUUCAUUUCGUUUCGUACCAUCUGACCAGAUGACAAAAUUAACAAGCAGUACAGGGUCAUUAGGGAGUUUUAAGAUUCAUGAACAGUGUCUGGAAAGAACUAGUACUAGUGGUACGUUACUGAACAAAUCUGUCAAUUUUCGCACUGGAGUUAUAAAGAUAGUACGAACUAUCGCUGCUGACAAUUUAGGACAGGUAAGCGCAAUAUUUGUUCGUGAUUAUGUAAUUACAGCAAGAAACAACAUUAAGACGGUUGAAAAAUAUAGCAUCGAUGGAAACUUUCUCGCCUCGUUAGCAAUCGAGUGCGAUCCUACUGAUGUUACCCACGUUAAUCAGAGUCAAGUGGCUAUUUCAUCAGUGCAAGGUAAAGUCCUGAUAGUCGACGGUACAGACUUGAAGUUAUUACAGUCAUUAAAUUUGCAGGAUACAUCUGUUUAUGGAUUAUGUUUUGUUGAUAAUGAUCAAUUUAUUGUAGCUUGUUUAUCAACAUUGACUUGGAUAAGUUCAUCAUCGGGUAAGAAAAUAAAAGAGAUGCAAACUUCUGGCUCUUCGUUUUUUGUAUCAACAUCAGACAAGGAAGGCUGUAUUUGUGGUGAUGGGGGUCAUUCAGUCUCACAUAUAGUUGGACAAACAAGAAGUUUCACAUACUCGAGUUUGCAGUUAUCUAGUCCUAGAGGAAUUGGAAUAGACUUUGAGGGUAAUAUAUACAUCGCUGGAUUUACUUCUAAAAAUAUUCAUCAAAUUACAAAUGACGGUAAAUUAAUCCGUGUGAUACCGAGUGCAACUUUGGGAGUACAAUCUCCAUGGACAAUACGAUUUCAUCAUAUCACUAAUCAAUUUCUUGUCACGUGUUACGCUUCAGGAAAAGUGCUACUGUGUGAAAUAGAUUGACAUUAUAGUUGUAAAGCUCCACUGAAUUUUUAUUUGUGUCACUACGAGUGGUCGAGUAUGCAUAUUCCUUACUAUGUAUAUAUCAAAGCAGCAUCAACAUUCUAUAAAUGAUUUAAUAAUGAAGUCUAUCCAUCCUAUUGUAAAACGUACAUUUUAUGUACAUCUCGUUAUUGCAUGGAUUUAAGACAUUAAAACAAAUGCUUAUUCAAUUCGGUGUCGAUUUGUAAAAUCGGUGCUUCAAAGAGAAAAUCUCAUUUAUUACUAGGUAAUAAAACAGUUGCACGAAUGAAACAGCUAAAGGGAAUAACAAAUAUACUAAAUUCAAAGUGAAAUAUGUUUAACAUCGAAUAAAUGUUCAACAGAAUCAACAAGUUGUACAACUUGGUUUUGGCAAAUAUAAGUAUCUGUCACAUCACUGACUAAUCUAACACUCAGUUCUGAUCAUUUUCAAAUUUGAUAACUAUUGACUUUUCGGUUACACGUUGACCGAUUAAUAUAUUCGAGGAUAUUCAACGAUCUUCUUGAAAAUGUCUGAAACCGAAGAUUCUCACAAUUUUCUUGAUGUCACAAAAAUAA